This is a messenger RNA of Hibiscus syriacus, 2771 nucleotides long. Its product is annotated as filament-like plant protein 3. The coding region runs from base 205 to 2538 and encodes 777 amino acids. NCBI's taxonomy places the organism in Eukaryota, Viridiplantae, Streptophyta, Magnoliopsida, Malvales, Malvaceae. The record is from RefSeq and is a predicted model, not a curated record. The transcript has 4 exons.
CAGAUUUUGAUUCUUCGGAUGGAGGUUGGGCUGUCUUUUGGGAGUGGAUUCUAAGCAAAGGCUUGCUUUCAGAUUAUUUUUCAAAGGACAAUAAAAAAUAACCCUCAUUUCUUGUUCAUCCAACAGCUCGACGACGACGACAACAAAAAAGUAAUGGAUUAAACCACCAACUGAAUUGAAUUGAAUUGUGUUGUGUUGGAGUUGAUGAUGGAUAGGAGGAGUUGGCUAUGGAGAAGAAAGUCUUCGGAGAAGAGUCCAGGUGAAACUGAUAGCACUUCAGCUGGUUCCAUUUCAUCUCAUUCUGAACGAUUCUCGGACGAGCAUGCUAAUGCCACCAUUGGUCCUCAAUCAGUGGAAGUCGCAUCAAAAUCCAUAGCUGUCGAUGAAGAAAAUAAUAAUGUGAGAUCUUUAACAGAGAAAUUAUCUGCUGCUCUUAUGAACAUCAACGCCAAAGAAGACUUGGUAAAGCAGCAUGCUAAAGUUGCAGAAGAAGCUGUUUCAGGUUGGGAGAAAGCUGAAAAAGAUGUGUUAGCUUUGAAGCAACAGCUUGAUGCUGCCAUGAAGCAAAAUGCGGCACUUGAAGAUCGAGUUGGUCAUCUUGAUGGGGCACUCAAGGAAUGUGUCAGACAACUUAGGCAAGCAAGGGAAGAGCAAGAGCGGAAGAUCCAUGAGGCUGUUGCCAAGAAAUGUCACGAAUUGGAAUCUUCUAAGUCUGAGCUUGAGAGUCAGAUGCUGGACCUCAAGGCUCAACUUGAAUCCGCAAAAACAGACACUGCUGCCUCAGUUGAUCCUGAUCUUCAUCUGAAGCUCGAGGCAUUUGAGAAAGAAAAUUCAUCCCUUAAACUUCAGUUUCAUUCUCGAGCUGAGGAGCUAAAACUUAGGAUUAUUGAGAGGGACCUGAGCACCAAAGCUGCUGAAACUGCAAGCAAACAACAUUUGGAGAGCAUAAAGAAGUUGGCUAAGGUUGAAACCGAGUGCCGCAGGCUAAAAGCCAUUGCUCGUAAAGCAUCCCCUGCUAAUGAUCAGAAAUCUUACACUGCCUCCUCGAUUUAUGUUGAAUCUUUUACAGAUAGUCAAUCAGACAGUGGUGAGAGGCAACUUGCUGUUGAAACUGAUAUGCAAAAGAUGAAUGGGUUAGAUAUGAAUGAAGGCGGGAAAAGCCUCUCAGAUGCAUGGGCAUCUGCACUCAUUACAGAACUCGAUCAAUUUAGGAAGGAGAAGGCUGUUGGAAGAAAUAUCAUGGCCCCUUCAGUAGAAAUCAAUCUCAUGGAUGAUUUUCUUGAAAUGGAAAGGCUCGCAGCUUUGCCUGAUACAGAAAGUGGGAGUGGUUUUAAUGAGUCUGGUCCGUUAUCUGAUCAAACCACUACAGUUGUAAACACAUUAAAGGCUGAAUUGGAAACCUUAACACACAGGGUUGCUCAACUAGAGGAGAAACUAGCGCUGUCUGAAGAAGAAAAGUUGGAAUUGCAGAUGGCUUUAACCGAAUCUCAAAAACAGCUUAAAACAUUGCAGAAUCAACUAAGCGAAGCCGAGACAAGGUUCAAAGAUGUGCAAACUCAACUAGCUCUUGAUGACAACUCAAAGAAAUCCGUAGAGGAGGAAGCAAAAGUUGCAAACAUGAAUAGAGAAGUGGCGGUAUCAAGACUUAGAGAUGCUGAAAUUGAAAUAAAGACUUUAAUUUCCAAAGUUACUUCGUUAGAAGAAGUGUUCAGAAAGGAACAAGCACUGUCAGCUGAACUAGGGGAGAAGCUAGCGCUGACCGAAGAAAAAAUGUCGGAAUUGCAGAUGGCUUUCACUGAAUCUCAAAAACAGCUUAAAACAUUGCAGAACCAACUAACUGAAGCCGAGACAAGGUUCAAAGAUGAGCAAACUCAAUUAACUCUUGCUGACAAAUCAAAGAAAGCCUUAGAGGAGGAAGUAAAAGUUGCAAACAUGAAUAGACAAGAGGCAGAAUCAAGACUUACAGAGGCAGAAACUGAAAUAAAGACUUUAAUUUCCAAAGUUACUUCGUUAGAAGAUUUGUUCAAAAAGGAAAAAGCAUUGUCCGCUGAAAACAUGAGUAAAUGCAAAGAAUUGGAGAAUGAACUUUCUAAAAUGAAAUGGGAAGCCAAACUCCAACACGAGUCCGAGUUCCAACAUGCGGCAAGAUAUAAUGAAGAGUUGAAGGUGCAGCAGGACAAGGAGCUAGCUAUUGCUGCCCGUAAAUUCGCAGAGUGCCAGAAGACGAUUGCGUCUCUCGGCCUGCAGUUGAAAUCUCUUGCCACACUGGAAGAUUUUCUGGUCGACUCUGAUAAGCCACCGCAGCUUGCGGAUGGAGGAUUAAAGUAUCCCAAAAACAAUGAGGCGCAACCGAAACCGAGUCCUACUGGUACAGUUCUUCCGAAAAGAGGCUCUUCAGGGUAUUCUAAAGUAGGUGAGUAUGCUAAAUAUUCAGAGAAUAGCAAUGCAAAGGAAUCAACAUUGCCAGCUAAACCAGUCAUUACUCGAACCAGUUUCGGUAACAUUUUCCCACGAAGCAGGAGCGGGAAACCGGCUUGAGUAUCCGUCAAUCGAAUUUGUUUCUAGAACCAAAUCGUUGGCUUAAUAUUUGUGAAUCAAUAGGUAUAUAUGAAAAUCACAUGAUUAUUGAAUGCUAAGGAUGAAAAGAAACAACCGAGAGAAAAUAUAGUACACAUAUAUAGCAUUUCUUUUUACCAUUUUCACUUCACUUGCAUUUCUGUUUAUCAUGUUUGACUGAGCUUUUGGGUCAGGUUACUGGAAAAUAAAAUAAA